This is a messenger RNA of Rosa rugosa (rugosa rose), 765 nucleotides long. RefSeq lists its product as uncharacterized. The record is from RefSeq and is a predicted model, not a curated record. Lineage: Eukaryota; Viridiplantae; Streptophyta; Magnoliopsida; Rosales; Rosaceae. The coding region runs from base 123 to 581 and encodes 152 amino acids. The transcript is spliced from 2 exons.
GCAUGCUAUUCACUUUCUCGACAUCUCACGUCCCACGUGGUACCCUCUCUCGGACAUUUUAACAAAAGCGAAUUCCUCUAGUGAUAUUUGUGCUUUAAUUUGGUAAUUCUGCCGGACGCUCAAUGAAACUGUACGUGCCAAACUCAUUGAUCGACAUGCACUUUAGAGUGAAACUAGUUGCAGCAAAUUAUUAUAGGGCACUUCAUCAUUUAAAUAACUUCCUGAAGGCAUCUCCUUACUUGCAGAGACUCGUAUUGAAGUUGCAGCUGUAUCUGGGGGAUCCAGCAUGGAUGGAACUUGGAGAAAUUGAGAAAGCAGCUGAUUGCCCCCAUAAUCACCUCAAGGUAGUAGAAAUAGUUGGCUAUCGAGCUCAUACAUCUGGUGUUGAACAUGUCAUGCACUUAAUAAAGAAUGUCCUUGCACUGGAGAAAAUUGUGAUUGAUCCUGUACGGACAUGGCAAUAUCCUCAUGGAGUCGAUAGGCCAGAUACAGACCUCGAUAAAGAAGUCAAGGCUAGAGACCAUGCUAAGCAAUACCUUGAACCAAAAAUCCCUUCAACUGUAGAAUUUGUGUGCCUGUAGUAUGUCCAUGUGGUCUAGAAUUGGCUUUGUAUGUAUGAUGAAUAAUCAGACAUGUCAUGUCCUUAAAUAAGAUUAGUUGUUUUGGCGAAGAAAAUUCAUUGCUCAUCUUGUUCUGCACUUUGGUUUUUAUUCAUUUUACCACCUGCUGUCUUGUGUCCUUUUAGCAAUAAAAACCUCUUUGUCC